Molecule: messenger RNA, 664 nt
Organism: Paramecium sonneborni
Lineage: Eukaryota; Ciliophora; Oligohymenophorea; Peniculida; Parameciidae
Source: the annotation of a GenBank genome assembly
AUGUGGAAUGGAUUUGUUUAAGAUAAUGUCGGAGGAUAAUACAAUGACGAGGGUAAGAAAGAAGGUUGAUGGAAAGAAUUGAUAGCAAAUUAUUGGAAGUAAAUUUUAAUGAUAUAUAUAAUAAAUAGGAAAGCCUAAGUAUAUUUAAUAGGUAGCUUACUCUAAUGAUCAAAAAUUAGGAUUUUGGAAAUAUAUUUACAAUUAUAAGGAUAUGUUAAUAUAUAAUAAUUAUUAUUAUAAAAUGGUGGUGGAGAUUAUAAUGAUAAUAAUUAAAAAUCUGGAAAAUGGAUUGAAUUAAAUGAAUUGGAAGUAUUAACUUGUGAUUUAUUAUUUUAUUAGUUAUAAUAAAGUAACUGAAGAAGGCUUUAAUGAAAUGGCCAAAAAGUCAGUCAAUAAAAAUAUUUUUGAAUUAAGAUAGAGAAAAUAAACUUAUGUAAAAUACUUUAAUUAUUUUUUAAAUAAAAAAACAGUGGUGGAGGAAUUUAUUCAAAUAAAAAUAUUGUAGGAUUCAUUAAAAAAGGCAUAUGGAUUGAAUUGAGCCAUGGUUUUAAGGAGUAAUUAUUGAGCAAUAUUAUUUACAUUGUUAGAUAUAGUUAGGUGACUUAUAAGGGAGAAUAUGAAAAUGAUUAAAAAGUUGGUAGAUGGGAUAUUUAUUACAAGGACU